UUCGCCCAGCCCCGCGCGAUGGUGACUCUGGGCGCGGAGGGUGGCUAUGGGAGAGCCCGCAGAUCGCAGCAGCGUGAAGGCGGGGAGCGCGGGGGGCGGCGGGCGGGGACUGUCUCCCCGACCUCGGCACCCAGAGAAGCGGCUCAACCACCUGAACCCGGAAAAACGCCAACAAGUAGUUUCUCCUUUGAGGAGGGCGUCUCAGCUGGCCGCAGAGACUCCGUCCCGCUGCAGGAAGAAUCUCGUCCACUCGGAGACCCAAGCAGAGCCACUUUUCUCCCGGUCUCCUUAAGUCAUGUCUGAGCCACAGAGAUGGGCAAGAUCGAGAACAACGAGAGGGUGAUCCUCAAUGUCGGGGGCACCCGGCACGAAACCUACCGCAGCACUCUCAAGACCCUCCCGGGGACGCGCCUGGCCCUCCUCGCCGCCUCGGAGCCCCAGGGCGACUGCCUGACGGCCGCCGGCGACAAGCCGCAGCCGCUGCCCCCUCCCCUCUCUCCGCCUCCGCGACCUCCUCCCUUGUCCCCUGUCCCCAGCGGCUGCUUCGAAGGCGGCGCGGGCAACUGCAGUUCCCACGACGGCAAUGGCAGCGACCACCCUGGGGGAGGCCGCGAGUUCUUCUUCGAUCGCCACCCAGGCGUCUUCGCCUACGUGCUCAACUACUACCGCACGGGCAAGCUGCACUGCCCCGCCGACGUGUGCGGGCCGCUCUUCGAGGAGGAGCUGGCCUUUUGGGGCAUCGACGAGACCGACGUGGAGCCCUGCUGCUGGAUGACCUACAGGCAGCACCGUGACGCGGAGGAGGCGCUGGACAUCUUCGAGACACCGGACCUCAUCGGGGGCGACCCCGGAGACGAUGAGGACCUAGCGGCCAAGAGGCUGGGCAUUGAGGAUGCCGCAGGGCUGGGAGGGCCCGAUGGCAAGUCUGGGCGCUGGAGGAGGCUGCAGCCCCGCAUGUGGGCCCUCUUUGAGGACCCCUACUCGUCCAGAGCCGCCAGGUUUAUUGCCUUUGCUUCUUUAUUCUUCAUCUUGGUUUCCAUCACAACCUUUUGCCUGGAGACACACGAAGCUUUCAAUAUUGUUAAAAACAAGACAGAGCCAGUCAUCAACGGUACAGGCGCUGUUCUCCAGUACGAAAUUGAAACGGAUCCUGCUUUGACAUACGUAGAAGGAGUAUGUGUGGUGUGGUUUACUUUCGAAUUUUUAGUCCGUAUUGUGUUUUCACCCAAUAAACUUGAAUUCGUCAAAAACCUCUUGAACAUCAUUGACUUCGUGGCCAUCCUCCCCUUCUACUUAGAGGUGGGACUCAGCGGGCUGUCUUCCAAAGCGGCUAAGGAUGUGCUCGGCUUUCUCAGGGUGGUUAGGUUUGUGAGGAUCCUGCGAAUCUUCAAGCUCACCCGCCAUUUCGUAGGUCUGAGGGUGCUCGGACACACUCUCCGUGCGAGUACCAAUGAGUUUUUGCUGCUGAUCAUCUUCCUGGCUCUGGGAGUUUUGAUAUUCGCUACGAUGAUCUACUACGCGGAGAGAGUUGGUGCGCAGCCCAAUGACCCCUCAGCUAGCGAGCACACACAGUUCAAGAACAUCCCCAUUGGUUUCUGGUGGGCCGUGGUGACCAUGACUACGUUAGGCUAUGGGGAUAUGUACCCCCAAACCUGGUCAGGGAUGUUGGUGGGGGCCUUGUGUGCUCUGGCUGGAGUGCUGACCAUAGCCAUGCCCGUGCCUGUCAUUGUCAACAAUUUCGGAAUGUACUACUCCUUGGCGAUGGCGAAGCAGAAGCUUCCGAGGAAAAGAAAGAAGCAUAUUCCUCCUGCCCCCCUGGCAAGCUCGCCUACCUUUUGCAAGACAGAAUUAAAUAUGGCUUGCAACAGCACCCAGAGUGACACCUGUCUGGGCAAAGAAAACCGGCUUCUGGAACAUAACAGAUCAGUGUUAUCAGGUGACGACAGUACAGGAAGUGAGCCGCCAUUAUCACCUCCAGAAAGGCUCCCCAUCAGACGCUCUAGUACCAGAGACAAAAACAGAAGAGGGGAAACGUGUUUCCUGUUGACGACAGGUGAUUACACGUGCACUUCUGAUGGAGGAAUCAGGAAAGUGUUGUACAGAAUUUAUCAUGGAUUUUUGACUGCUGCAAAGGGACAAUGAGAUUUAGCCAUAUCAAAGACUGCACUGGAAACUCUGCUACUGAAUGUGCCUGAUGUGACCGGUUUGCUCUCAGAAGAGAGGUCCUCCAUCUCCACGAGGCGUUUACAGCUUAUAACGGAACAGUGGCGGGAACUGAAAUGGUGCUUGCUGUGGAAACUUUCUGCUUGUCAACUGAUCAGUGUCCAUGAAACAACUGUAAAUACCAACGUGCGCAUGGGUCAACCCCUCUCACCAGUCUCCUAGCACAGGAGGCCACAUUCUCGGGCAACAUCUGGGAAGCUUCACAUAAUUGCCCACAAGGCUCUGAAUGGCUCCUCUCAGGCUCACGGUGGUUUUUGCUGUGAAUGACAGAAGGCAGUAAAUUCGAUGUAGUAUAGGUGUGUUUCAUAUCUCUUAUUUGUACAUUUUGUGUUGGAUCCAGAAACACUGAUUGCCUCACUUUCUUGCAAACUCCUUAUAUAUCAGCUUGUCAACUAUGUUGUAAACUUUUAGAGUCUACAUAUAAAUCUGACUGUUUUUUAGUCGUGUCUUUAUUUAGUUCUGGAAAGCUGUUACUAUCUAAGAGAAAUUCAUCAACAGUAUUCAUAGUUCAAGUAUUUUGUCCUUGUUACCUCAAUUAUAAAUAUUAAAAAAAGAUAUAAAUUCUGGCAAUGAGAAUAUUUUUUUAUUAAAUGAUCAAGGAAAAUGUCAGUAUAUAGUAGAAUAUUAUCAAAUUAUAUCCUAAAAUGUCUAUUUUGCAUAAAAGAGAUAUUCUUCAAUUAAUUCCUUUUUUGGUGAGCUUUGUGGCUAAUGAAAUGUGCAUUUGUCUUUAAAACUGCUAUAGUUAAAACUGUAUAAGAGUUUUUCAUCUUGCUUAAUCAAUAUUUCCAGACUAUUAGUUCCCCUGGGAUUCUGAAUAUACUAUAUAUCCUAAUUACAAACCCCUGUAUCGUGUACCUUUUGUGACCAUCUCAAGGUGCAUGCCUAACCUUGGUGAUAAACCAAUGGACAUGUUACUAACUGAAAUGAAGAAUAAAAGGCAAAUGAACUGGGGAUAAACUUGAA
Molecule: messenger RNA, 3186 nt
Organism: Psammomys obesus (fat sand rat)
Lineage: Eukaryota; Metazoa; Chordata; Mammalia; Rodentia; Muridae
Gene: Kcnc2
Product: potassium voltage-gated channel subfamily C member 2
Exons: 5
Coding region: 313-2142 (609 amino acids)
Biological process (GO): protein homooligomerization; potassium ion transmembrane transport
Cellular component (GO): dendrite membrane; neuronal cell body membrane; axon
Molecular function (GO): protein binding; delayed rectifier potassium channel activity
Source: RefSeq, a predicted model, not a curated record